Molecule: messenger RNA, 3761 nt
Organism: Triplophysa dalaica
Lineage: Eukaryota; Metazoa; Chordata; Actinopteri; Cypriniformes; Nemacheilidae
Exons: 4
Coding region: 222-854 (210 amino acids)
Source: RefSeq, a predicted model, not a curated record
CUACACCAAGCCUUUUCACUUUCAUGUUAGGGAGGUAGUGGGUGCAGCUUUAGGGGUCCUGUUGCAACUGCAUGGCUCAACAUAUAGGCCAGUUGCAUAUCUGUCUAAGAAGUUAGAUAACAUAGUCACAGGUAUGCCAGCAUGUCUUUGUGCUGUGGCUGCAGCUGCUCUGAUUGUACAGAUGGCUGAGAAAACUGUGCUGUCACACCUUUUAAUAUUAUAUGUAUCCCAUCAGGUUCGAUCUGUUGGAUACGCCCCUAGAGGGGGGAGAACACAUUUCUGUUGAUGGGUCUUGUUCAAAGCCCUCUGACGGUGUCUACCUUUGUGGCUAUGCUGUGAUUUCCGAUUCAGGAGAGUCAGAACUGGAAGUAUUGGAGAAGCAGAUCCACGAUCUACUCGAGAGGCAAACACGUCUGCGAGAACGUAAAACGGCGAUGGAAACAUCCCGGGCUGACGCUCGCAAAGCUGCGGUAAGUGUUCGACGUGAUUGUAAUACUCCUAUCACUUCUACUCCGUGUGUUUCUAUGCACAGAGCCCAGGCUUCAAGAACACGACGAGCCGAAAUGAACUUCACUCCUGCACCUGCCCACACACGGCGGAAGGCGAAAUCCAGGACCGGAGCGAUGACCUCUCCCCCACCGCCGCGACCGGUCUUCGAGAUUUCUACGAGAAAUCGCUUUGCCGCCCUCUGCGAGACGAAAUCCAACGCUGUGGUCAUCGGAGACUCAAUCGUCCGGAACGUACGCGCCUCCUUCAAUGAAGGCUUUUCCGCCCCGACGGGCUGCACCCCAGCAGCAUUGGAGCGGAAAUUCUGUCUGACAACAUCUCAAAGACGCUACGCACCAUUUGACUAGUAAGUACAAAUUUUAACUACACUCUGUGUUCUUCUCACCCAACUGUUAAGAAUGUUACUGCUUUCAAAUGCAUAGAGACUGUGUCUGUCCCCCGAAUAAUACAACCAAAUAAUAAUUUAUUUAAAAGUCAGAGAAAAAAUCUUAUCAUGAUUAAACCAAAAGACAAUAUAUUUAAUGAGCAAAACCAACGCCUAAAGUUUGGGCUACUUAAUAUUAGAUCACUAAAUCCAAAAGCAGUUAUUGUAAAUGAAAUGAUCACAGACAACAGUUUUGAUAUACUUUGCCUCACUGAAACCUGGUUUAAGCCAAAUGAUUAUUUUGGUCUAAAUGAGUCUACUCCUCCAAGCUACGGUUAUAUUCAUGAGCCACGUCCGGUUGGUCGAGGUGGUGGUGUCGCAACAAUCUUUAGAGACUUCUUACCGUUACUCGGAGAACAAUGCAUACAUUUAAAUCAUUUGAAAUGCUUGCGUUGAACAUAACAGUUCCAAACAAAAGUAAAAAAUCAUUGGUCUCUCUUACAUUGGUUACUGUGUAUAGACCCCCUGGGCCUUACACUAAUUUUCUGAUAGAGUUCGCAGACUUCUUAUCGGAUCUAUUGGUUAACGUCGAUAAAGUACUGAUUGUUGGAGAUUUUAAUAUCCACGUAGACAGUGCUAACGAUCCAUUAGCUGUGGCGUUUAAAGAACUACUCGACUCUUGUGGUGUAACACAAUACAUCAAUAGACCUACUCAUCGCCUUAAUCAUACCCUAGACUUGAUUAUAUCUCACGGAGCCGAUCUAACCAAUAUCGAUAUUAUACCUCAAAGCGACGAUGUUUCCGAUCACCAUCUUAUAAUAUGUACACUGCGCACUGCAGAAAUCAGUUGUAUAUCACGUUAUCGACAAGGUAGAACAAUCACCUCAACUACUAAAGAUAGUUUCGUAAAGAACUUGCCAGAUCUGACUUCUCUAAUAACCUUUCCAACGAAUAUAAAAUUGCUCGAUGACAUGACCAGCAACAUGGGCACUAUUUUCUCUAAUACAUUAGAAGCGGUCGCACCUAUGAAGUCAAAAAGGAUAAAUGAAAAGAACAUAGCACCAUGGUAUGAUAACACCACUCGCGCCCUAAAAAGAAAACGCGUAAACUGGAGCGAAAAUGGAAACAAACCCAAUUAGAGGUCUUUAAAAUUGCAUGGAAAGAGAGUGCAAGCUGUUACAAAAAGGCACUAAAAUGAGCAAAAGCCGAGAAUCAGGAAGAUUUAAUUAAAAUUAUUGCAACAUCCAAACCGACGACAUACUUAUUAGACCCCAUUCCGACUACUUUAUUAAAAGAGUUACUACCUGCUGUAAUUGAGCCCAUUUGUAACAUAAUCAACUCGUCUAUUAAUCUAGGACAUGUCCCAGGACCCUUUAAACUGGCUGUAAUUAAGCCUCUUAUCAAAAAACCAAAUUUAGACCCAAAUGAACUUGGAAGCUAUAGACCGAUUUCAAAUCUCCCGUACUUGUCUAAAAUACUAGAAAAAGUAGUGUCAACUCAACUGUGUACCUUCCUACAAAAUAAUGACAUGCACGAAAAGUUUCAGUCUGGCUUUAGACCGCAUCACAGCACUGAAACUGCGCUCGUUAGAAUUACAAAUGACCUUCUUAUUGCUUCAGAUAAAGGAAACAUCUCACUCUUAGUCCUGCUUGACCUUAGUGCUGCUUUCGAUACUGUAGACCAUAAAAUACUACUAGAUCGUUUACACCAUUAUAUCGGUAUUCAGGGACAGGCACUGCAAUGGUUCAGAUCUUACUUAACAGACCGAUAUCAAUACGUCCAUUUAAAUGGGAAAUCGUCAAAUCUUACGCAAGUCAAUUAUGGAUUACCUCAGGGAUCGGUUUUAGGACCCUUGCUUUUACGAUCACGUAACCCCAGUUUUAUCAUCGCUUCACUGGCUACCCAUUAAGUAUCGCAUUGAUUUUAAAAUUAUUUUAAUUACUUACAAAGCCCUGAACGGUUUAGCACCUACUUACUUAACCGAGCUUUUAUCACGUUACAACCCAUCACGCUCGCUGAGAUCUCAAAACUUAGGACUUUUGACAAUACCUAGAAUAACAAAAUCCACCAAAGGUGGACGAGCUUUCUCAUACGUAGCACCUAAACUCUGGAAUAGCCUUCCUGAUACUAUUCGAGGGUCAGACACACUCUCCCAAUUUAAAUCUAGAUUAAAGACACAUCUUUUCAGCCAAGCUUUCACUUAAUGCAUAGUUAAUGAACAGCAGCUACGCUAAUUAUUCUCUUUAUUCUCUUUCCGCCUCUGCCUCGGGAUGCCCAUCCCGAGGUAGGAAGAAGUUCCACCAUGUCCAGACGACCGACAGAUGCCCAUCCCCAAUUUGAGAUUACACCAGAUACAGCUGCAGACUGACUGACCAUCCCAGCUCCAUCUAAGGCAAUUCCACCAGCUGCCAAGUGAAAUAUGACCAUCGGACCAUCCCAGCUCAGACCACUACAUCCCCAACCAAGAGCAAAGACGGACUAUUUGUCUUAUUAAUGCUGAAGUUACAAUAUUUGGUAUUAAAUGCUAAACUAAAAUCACAUGUCACCAGUCUGAGUGCAGCUAUGACACGUCAGAGGGGAUCUGGCCCUCCCGGUUGAGCCUGGUUUCUCCCGAGGUUUUUUUCUCCAUUAAUCAAUCAUUGGAGUUUGGGUUCCUCGCCACAGCAGGGCAGUGUUGGCCUGCUCACCGGGAGACUGCAUUCAUUCAUUUAUUUAUUUAUUUAUUUAGAAAUUAGAUGUUAUUUAUUAGAAUGAACUUACUCGUUGUAUAAAUACCAUGCACUGUGCUGUGUUUUAACUUUUCUGUUUUUCCUGUUUGCCCCUGUAAAGCUGCUUUGAAACAAUACACAUUGUGAAAAGCGCUAUAUAAAUAAACUUGAAUUGAAUUGAA